Trichoderma virens Gv29-8 is the source of this 1185-nucleotide messenger RNA. RefSeq lists its product as uncharacterized. Gene Ontology annotation, cellular component: nucleus. Lineage: Eukaryota; Fungi; Ascomycota; Sordariomycetes; Hypocreales; Hypocreaceae. Bases 201 to 1052 code for a protein of 283 amino acids. The record is from RefSeq and is a predicted model, not a curated record. The transcript has a single exon.
CGCAACCUAUUUGUUUUCGCUUUGCCACGACAACGGCAAAGUUAAGGGCCCGUAAUUCGACACUUUAAGCGCAGCGGUUGUUAUAUAAACAACCCGAUCCCCAACUUACGCGCUCGCACCAUCCAUCCACGCUCUUCAAUCUUCACAGUUCUUCGCUGCAGCCAUCGCAUCACCGCAUCUAUUACAAAGCAUUCAUCACAAUGGCGAAACCUCUCAACGUCCUCAUCUCGACCUUCAAUGGUCUCGGUCUUCCACCAACCUUGGUUCUGCGCACACCUCCGACUACUACAGUCACCUCUCUACGGGAGCAGAUCGACGGGAAACUGCCUCCCGGGGCCACCGAAGCCAAAUUCAUCAUCACAACACUCUCAAACCGCCUGCUGCCCCAAGUAUCAGAGGCACCCAUUUUGACCUAUCUAACAUCUGAUGAAGAUGACUUCCUCUCUUUGCGCCUCGCUAUUCCCCUAUGCGGUGGAAAAGGUGGUUUCGGAUCUCAGCUCCGAGCUGCUGGUGGUCGCAUGUCAUCGCGCAAGAAGCAGAAGCAAGAUGACGGUGGCUCAAGCCGAAACCUGGAUGGAAGACGACUGCGCACUAUUAACGAGGCCAAGGCUCUCGCCGAGUACCUCGCUAUCAAACCAGAGAUGGAGAAGAAGGAGAAAGAGAAGCGGCGCCAACGAUGGGAAGAGAUUGUUGACAUGGCUGAGAGGAGAGAGGCAGAGAUCAAGUCUGGCGGUAGGGGCAAGCUGGACGGCCAGUGGGUUGAAGAUAAAGAAGAGAGCAACGAGCGAACUCGCGAAGCCGUACUGGCUGCUAUGAAGUCCGGAAACUACAAGGACAACCUACUUAGCUCAUCUCACGAUUCUGCGUCAACUGAGCAAAGCAAUAGCAAAUCCGUGAGUGACGGAGAGGAUUCGGAGAGCUCCAAAGAAUCACCUCCUCCAACAGAAGCUGGUCCAUCAAAGGCCAAGCCAAGAACAUUCUUUGGCUUUGAUGAGGACGACGAAUUCAUGAGUUCUGAUUCGGAGGAUGAGGGUGAAAAGAAAUCUUCAUAAUGGGAGCUGGAGCGCAAUUAUGAUUUCCUUUUUUUUUCUUCAAAAAGCAAUGAAAGGAGUUUUGGUCAUUGGAUGCAUUUGGGACAGGAAUAUUAUUCGAGCUUGAUACGAUACCAAUAAAGCUAAUGUGUAU